AUGCUUUAUUACAGCCUCGAAACGAACACCGAAGACCUGACUAUUACGGGCGAGAGCGUGCACGAGAUGGCUGGUGUCUGCUUGAAAGUCGCCAAACAGUGCACACCAGGCCCAGCCGCAGCAGCCAUGCGCGACGGCCUCGAGAAGCUCAUGGCCCAGGGAUGGUCACGGCGCACCACACCAGCGCCAAGCAGAGCCAUCUCACCUGCACCUCGCACGACCGGUGCCCUGACAGACGACGGCUCAGUAGCAGUCGACCCGCUGCUCUCACGCGACGCCCUGCAAGAUGCGGACGUCCCUCACCCCCUAAGGAAUCCAGCCAUUCCGCAGAAUCAGCAGGAGUCGACUGCUGCACAGACCAUGGAUGUGGAAGAGCCACCACCCAUACUACCUCUUCGCGACGAUCAGUCAACCAUCCGUGAUGCCGUCAUGUCCAAUGACACGUCGACGAGCAACAUCAGCAAUGCCUUUGAAGGGGCCCUUGAUGGUCUUGACUUUGGCGUGGAUCCUUUUGGUAUGGAUAGCAUGAGCUGGUACACAAGCACCUGGAUAGACCCGGAGACGGGGCGGCCACCGGACGGGAUGUUACCGCCCGGCAUAGGAUGA
This is a messenger RNA of Phaeoacremonium minimum UCRPA7, 606 nucleotides long. RefSeq names its product putative s-adenosylmethionine decarboxylase proenzyme protein. Lineage: Eukaryota; Fungi; Ascomycota; Sordariomycetes; Togniniales; Togniniaceae. The transcript has 2 exons. The coding region runs from base 1 to 606 and encodes 201 amino acids. The record is from RefSeq and is a predicted model, not a curated record.